This is a messenger RNA of Cylicostephanus goldi, 728 nucleotides long. The record is from the annotation of a GenBank genome assembly. Lineage: Eukaryota; Metazoa; Nematoda; Chromadorea; Rhabditida; Strongylidae.
UGGGGAACGGUAGGUUAUGGUCCCAUCCUUUAACCAGUUCAAUUUGCUGCUUUUAGAAAUGCGAACGCAGCCGUCGCGUGUGGGAGCCCACUUAUACUCUGAUUUACGAGGAUGCAUCCCUUCCUUAUGUGACGAAGUUUAGCCAGAUCAGCUCAGAUUACAGCAAAGUGCCACCUGCUGUUAAUGAGUGUUUGGAAGUUAUCGGAUUGCUUUCACGUAUCGGAGAAAGAUUCCCUGAUGCGCAGCUCUCUCCUUCAGUCUUUAUCAGCGAUAAGCUUACCCAGAAACUUACGCAGGAGCUUUCUGAUGCCUUGGUGGUCGCAGCCAGAGCAAUGCCAGAUUGGUGCGAACGCCUCAUUUAUACAUAUCCAUGUCUCUUUUCGGCUGAGACAAAGAACAUGUACAUGCAAGCUACUGCCUUUGGAGUGUCCCGCACAAUCGUUUGGCUGCAAUCUCGUCGUGACGCAGCUCUUGACCGAGCCCGUGGUGCAGCUCAGAGCGCUACAAGCAGCGCCAGCAGACCACAUGACCGCUACCAAGAAUAUCGCGUUGGUCGCUUGAAGCAUGAACGGAUCAAGGUGACUCGUUCGGAAGAACAUCUUCUUGAGCAAGCUAUUCGUGUUAUGAAGUUCCACGCUGAUCGCAAAGCAGUUCUCGAGAUUGAGUACGUUGGUGAAGAGGGAACUGGUCUUGGUCCUACAUUGGAGUUUUAUGCUUUGAAGUCAUAA